AUGGAUGGUGUAAAUUACCUACAACGUGAUGGUGUAAUACGAAGUAUUGUAGUAAAAAAUUUCUUAUGUCAUAAAUAUUUAAAAGUCGAUUUUGAGAAAAGCAUUAAAUUUAUAGUUGGUCACAAUGGUUCUGGUAAAAGUGCUAUCCUCGAUGCUUUGAUUUUGGGUUUAGGCGGCAAAGCAUAUAACACUCAUAGAUAUGGUCAAAUCAAAUCCUAUGUUCAAACUGGUGCAGAAUUUGCUUCUAUUCAAAUAAAAAUAAAAAAUGAUGGUCCAAAAGCAUACAAAUACAAUGAAUAUGGAAGGUAUAUUACAAUCAUCAGGGAUAUUACACACACUGGUGAUUCAACCUAUAAAGUGAAGUCGGCAUCAGAUAAAGUUAUUUCAAAUAGACGUUCAGCAGUGGAUAGCAUCUUGCUGGCACACAAUAUACAAAUGGACAAUCCGGUGUCAGUACUACCUCAAAAAGUUACAAAGGAAUUUAAUGAUCUCAGUGAUGACAAAAAAUAUCUUUUUUAUAAAAGAGCCACUAAUCUUGCUCUAACAGAAGAAAAUUAUGAUAAGGCUUUAGAGGAUUGUUCCAAAGCUAAACAGAUAUUGAAUAUUAAAAAGAAGACAUGUGAAGAUUAUGAGGACGAAUUAAGAAAAUGGGAAAAAAUAAUGGCGAACAUAAACGCAAAAGAAAAAAAUAGAGUAGAAAAAAUGGAAUUGGACAGGGAGUUAAAGUGGAGUACAAUUCGUAAAUGGGAAUAUGAAGUGAAAAAGAGAGAAAGAGAUUUCGAACGGAAAAAUGAGGAAUGGUUACGUAACGAUAGGAAGAUUAACCGCCCUUUAAAUAUCGAUGACAGCUCUUUAAAUGAAUUAAAAUGUAAACUAAAAAAUGAAAUUGAUGAAAGAACUAAAUUGGAAAAUGAGAAAAAGGAACUUGAUAAUAAGGUUUCAACAAAUAAAAGAAAACUUGACGAUAUUCAGGAGUCUAAAAGAAAAAUAUCUAACAUUAUUGCAAGGGAGGAAGAAAAGAUUAAAAAAUUUAAUGGACAAAUACAAGACAUCAUGUCAGGGUCUGCAGCCCAGCGUCACCAGGUGGCGGUGGAGCGCGUAGAGGAGGCCCGCGAGCUGGUAAAGGAGACGCGCGCGCGCCUCGACACCGCAGCAGUGGACGCGGCCAAUGCCGACGCGGAGUGCGAGCGCGCCCGCCAGCUGCUGCACACAGCGCAGGCGAACUACCAACGCCUGUCAGAGAAGUUGGGGCGGAUGUCGAACAAAGAGCGCGAGCUGCAGCGCAACGCGGGCCCGCUGUCCAAAUAUGGCGCUUACGCGACGCGGCUUCACGAGCGCGUGCUCGCCGCCGCGGCCGCCAACCGCUUCCGCAGACGGCCGCUCGGACCCGUAGGCGCAUAUUUAUCGGUGAGGAACGAGAUAUGGAGUUCCGCUCUGGAACACAUCUUAGGUCAUGCCAUUGAAAGCUAUUGCGUCGAUAAUUCUCAAGAUUACGAGACGCUCAAAGCUGUCAUAGAUGAAGUGUACACGGACAGAAGGGAGAAACGGCCGGACGUGACGUGCUGCCAGUUCCUGGAGCACCCGCACCCGGCGCGCGGCCCGCCGCUGCCGCGGGGCUCCGCCGCGUGCUGCGCCCUGAGCGCCCUCGAAGUGGACAACCCCGUCGUGUACAACUACCUGGUGGACGAGCUCGCGCUGGAGACCAUCCUGCUGGUGCAGACCGAUGAAGAGGCCAUGCAGUUCUGCCAGCGCGAACAAAACGUGCCAAACAACUGCCGCAAGGUGGUGACGUGUGAGUGCUCCGAGUACUUCCCCGCGCCCCGCUACCGUUGCUACGGCAGCGAGGCGCGUCCGGUGCGCUUCCUGCAUGCCAGCGCGGAGGCUGCGCUACGGCAGCUGCGCGCGGAGCACAGCGAGUGCGCGGCGGCGCGCGAGGCGGCCGAGCGCGACGUGCGCGAGCGGCGCGAGCAGUGCGUGCAGGCGCAGGCGCGGCGCGAGCGGGAGCGCGCGCGGGUGCGCGACCUGCACACGAGCAUGCAGCGCCACGAGAGCGAGCUGCGACGCUGCGAGAACGAGCUGCAGCGCACGCACGCACCUCAGCUGCAGGAACGGCAAGAGGAGAUGAAUAUAUCACAGCAACGGUUACAAAAAGCGCGAGAGAACAAAGAUAAAAUUGAGCAACAGGAGAGUGAAUUAGCCGACAAAAUUAAAGAGACCUUGCAAGAACUGAAAGAUGUGAAGAUGCAGCUCAAUCGUGUAAACAAUAAUAUUAAAAAUACUGAUGACAGUUUGGAGAAGAUGCAAUCUGAAUGUAAUAAGAAACUAUCGCAGAUUGAACUCAAAAGAAAAACUCACAACGAUAUUAAAAACAUCCUGGAGGAAAUGAAACGGAAAAAUCAAAUUGAAAUACCUGAGAAGAAAAGGCUUAUUGAAAAUUUAAAAAAUGAUGUAAUCACACAAGGCUCAAGAAUCGAGAAUCCUAGACCAAAACACGUACUGACAGCGUUACUGCAAGACAAAGAGGCGGAGCUGAGCUCGUUCGCAGACGAGCAGUACGACCAGGAGCAUGUGCGCAAGGAGCUGGACAUCGCCCGCGAGAAGUACGAGACCAUCAGUAAAUACCUGGAAGACCUCGAGCAGCUUAUUGAGGAGAUGACGAAGACGGUGGACACGCACCUGCGCUCGUGCCUGCUGCGCCUCAACACCGUCAGUCUGCACGUGCAGAACAACUUCAAGGCAAUCCUCGACAUGCGUCGCAUACAGGGACAACUGCACAUAGACAAUGUAUCAAAGAAGCUAUGGUUCGACCAGGGCGGGCGCCAGGCGUCGGGCGGGGAGCGGACGUUCGCGCUCGUGGCCUUCCUCGUAGCGCUGCAGGAGUGCGUCGAUCUGCCUUUCUUCUUUAUGGACGAGUUUAACGUGUUUCUGGACGGCGUUAACUACAAGAAAGCUGUGGAGUUGCUCCUAAUAGCUGCGCGCAAGCGUCCCGCCUGUCAGUACGUGUUCAUCACUCCCAACGAGCCGCCCGGCCUGCGCUCUGACACCGACCUCGACAUACAGACG
Messenger RNA from Brenthis ino (lesser marbled fritillary), 3063 nucleotides. Lineage: Eukaryota; Metazoa; Arthropoda; Insecta; Lepidoptera; Nymphalidae. The record is from the annotation of a GenBank genome assembly.